CUUCGCGAACUCUGGCAGCUCUGUUUCAAACAAUGGGUUAUCAGCUUCGAUAACAUGGUUUUGUCUAACACAAUACCACAUUCCAACAAAAGACAGUCGUGAAUUGAGUCAACCACUUCAACAUGUCGAAAAUACCGUCUCCAGGAGGACAGAGCCUACUCAAGGUCAACCGGUACCCGGUGAUCCCACCGGUCCCUGUUCCGCGUCCCGCGACAACGAUGGUUUAUCCAACGAUUCCGCGUUCUGCCGCAACGGUGGUGGAUCCAUCGAUUCCGCUCCGCGGACGGCCUCCGAAACAUAUUAAGAUGGAGUACAUGUCAGCGGCGAUCCGCAAUCAGCGUUCCUCUUCGUUCAUCAUGAAACUCUUCGAUCGCAGCGUCGAUUUGUCUCGGUUCGAAGCGGACAGUCCACUGUAUCCGGUUUGUCGGGCUUGGAUGCGUAAUCAGCCCAGGAAUCGUGUGCAGGACGCUUCCCCAAAAGAACCGGAGCAACGAGACGAACUGCCGAAUAUCAUUGUCCGACACAACCGGAAGGGUAUGAAGGAGACCGAGACAACGCCAAAUGUCGCUGAGAAUGAACUCGCACCAUUUCAUAUCGAGAUACCCUUUCAAAACAGCGACAAUACGAAGCUCGAAGAAAAUCCCACGAAGGAACAAUUACUAAAACUCCACAAAAUUCGCUGGACUGUAGUGCGCAAGAAGUGGCAGAGCCACCGUCGGAACUACCUCCGGAAGUAUCAGAGCACUUUCGAUUGGCUGGACGCAAUCGUUGUGAAACAACGUCGAACCUAACCUUACUUUUAUUUCCGUUUGCAUAAUGAAAUACAGUUUGAUUCUUAA
This is a messenger RNA of Toxorhynchites rutilus septentrionalis, 839 nucleotides long. Its product is annotated as protein lin-37 homolog. The record is from RefSeq and is a predicted model, not a curated record. Gene Ontology annotation, cellular component: transcription repressor complex; Myb complex. Gene Ontology annotation, biological process: negative regulation of transcription by RNA polymerase II. The transcript is spliced from 2 exons. NCBI's taxonomy places the organism in Eukaryota, Metazoa, Arthropoda, Insecta, Diptera, Culicidae. The coding region runs from base 123 to 791 and encodes 222 amino acids.